Olea europaea var. sylvestris is the source of this 977-nucleotide messenger RNA. RefSeq lists its product as uncharacterized. Bases 13 to 951 code for a protein of 312 amino acids. Lineage: Eukaryota; Viridiplantae; Streptophyta; Magnoliopsida; Lamiales; Oleaceae. The transcript is spliced from 2 exons. The record is from RefSeq and is a predicted model, not a curated record.
UCCGAUUAUGAGAUGGAGCCGGAGCCGGAGCCCGUAGAUACUGCUGAAGUAGGGAGUGAAAGAGUUCAUUUUGAUGUCGGAUUUGGUAUGUCGAAUGAGCAGCCUGUUAGAAAUUCAGAUACCGACUACGGGGACUCCGAUGAUUUACGAAGCAUUUAUAGUAAAGAGGAAGGCAAUAGAGCUUCAAGAAGGAGGGCUUCCAAUGAUACUUUCAAUGUGGGGACAGAUAUGGAGGAUCCAGUGUUCAAAACAGGCUUGAUAUUUGAGUCGAAGGCCGUACUAAAGGCUGCAAUCACCUCACAUUCAAUUACAAACAAUAGAGAGAUUAAGUUCAAAAAGGAUGAUGCUCGUAGAUUGAGAGCCAAGUGUAAGGGAGAUUGUCCGUGGGUGUUGUAUGCUACAAAGGAGCAUGGUAAGGCAAGUUGGGUGAUCAAAACUUUUGUGGAGGAGCAUACUUGUCCCAUGGUAUACAAGAACUUCAGGGUGACCUCAUCCUAUUUGGCAGAUAGAUAUUUAGUUGAUUGGAGGGCUGAGCAAAACAUGUCAGUUACUGUAUUUAUGGAGAGGGUUAAGCAAGAUGGUUUAGGUGAUAUCUCAGCCUGGCAGGCAUAUAGAUCGAAGGAGAAGGCGCUCGAAAAAAUUAGAGGGAGUGUGGUGGAGCAUUACAAAUUACUGUGGGAUUAUUAUGAGGAGAUAAAGAGGACAAAUAUUGGGACCACUGCAUUGGUUGAGGGGCACGCUGGAGAAUUUCGAUGGUUGUAUAUUUGCAUUGGGGCAUUGAGAGAUGGUUUUAUUCGAGGUUGCAGAAGGGUGAUUAGGGUAGAUGGCUGCUUUUUGAAGACAGAGCUUGGUGGCCAAUUGUUGACAGCAGUUGGUGUUGAUGCGAAUAAUGGUAUGUAUCCGGUGGCAUAUGUAGUUGUGGAGGUUGAAAAUGGGGAUAAUUGGAAAUGAUUUUUGGAGUUAAGGAUGAUUUGCAC